CCGUGCUGGCACCUGGGGGAAGCUCAUUGUGCUGCCAGACCCACCCCCAGGCAUUGCAGAGAUUAGGGGCUGGUGCUUUCCUUUUUAAAUCGCCUGGCUCAUCCUGUUCCUGUCACACUGCGGCGAGGAGUCUCCGAGUCACCUUCUGCUAUGGACUGGGCUCCAUCCCUGCUUCUCUUCUGCGCUCUCUCUGUCUCCUUCGCGUGGGCUGCUGCCACCGAACCCAAGCACCAAAGCAAGGGAGCGAAAGGAAAGAGGAAAGGAUCGGCUAGGGAUGAGGUCCAGCUGCCGGAGGCACAGGCACCUGGCACCGACCCCGUGCUGAAGGGGAACUCCAUGGCCUCAGCGGCAGACAGCCCCUACACCCUGCUGGAGGAUUAUGAACAGAGCAUCCGGGAGAUGGUGAACCAGCUGCAGAACAGCUCAGAGCCAGCCGACAGCAAGUGCCAGGUCAACCUGAGACUCUGGAGGUCCAAUAAGAGGAGUCUGUCUCCGUGGGCCUACAGUAUAAACCACGAUCCAACGCGGAUCCCAGCAGACAUCCCAGAGGCGCAGUGCCUCUGCACCGGCUGCAUCAACCCCUUCACCAUGCAGGAGGACCGCACCAUUGUCAGCGUCCCCAUCUACAGCAAGCUGCCCGUCCGCCGGCUCCUCUGCCACCCCCCUGAGGGCUUGGGAGCCAAGACCCGCAGGAAGAAGAAGAGGUGCCACAAGGAGUACAAGAUGGUCAUGGAGACCAUUGCCGUGGGCUGCACCUGCAUCUUCUGAGGACAAGAGGGACCUCUCACCCUCACUCCAUGCUGGCAGCACCAAACCGCCAGCUUCUGUGUAUGGACACCAGCUCCUGUCUAACCAGCCUCCUCCACUUGCUGAAUCCAUUUGGCAAGGGCCCCAGCCACUGCCCACCAAGCCUCUCCCGCAAGGAGAGGUGGUCAAGGCACAAGCACUGUGUAUGUGGUGAUGGGGAAUCUGAAGCAAGGAGGCAGCUGCUUAGACUAGAGAUGAUUUGCCCCUUUGCACCCACAUAUCCCUUUCUGGCCUCCAGCAUGAGCAACUGCCACAGGGCCCUGCUCUUUGGGGUCCCCAAUGUGCCAUGCCAGCUCUGCAGCUUGCAGCAGGGCCCUGCAAGGAAGACACUUCUGCAACCCUCGCCCCAAGCUAGCUCAAGCAGAAGAAUGGGGGUGAGGGGGAGAUGGAGGUGGCUGCCAUCCAGGGCUCCAAGGCUGCCACUCCCACUCCCCAUGCUCCUCAGGACAGCCCCGUCGGCUGCCGCCUGUCACCUGCUCCCCUUGCUCAGCAGUCACUCAGUUCUGAACUCGCGUCCAUGCACUCGCAUUGCUGCACAGCCAUUCGGGCUAACUGUCCCACCAAGUCCAAGGGGCCGCCCCUUCUCGCGGCCAGGCAGCAUGACCAGAAGGGAAGCAACAUCUCAUGGGCAGGUCCCGAACCACCUCAGGCAAAGAGGCCGGGAGAGGCAGCUGCUCCUGGCCUAAUUUCCCCGCUGCUAGAAUGGGGCAGCCUGUUGCUCCCAGCAGUGCCGGCACAGGAGAUCCAGUCUGUGGCCAGGCUAGCCCUGCACACGCCCCAGGUCUGCAGGGGGAGCUUGUAUUUGAUGGUGAGUACAAUGCACCCUGACUCCAGCUCACUGCAGCCGAUUCCACAACUCUCUGACCUAGUCAGGUAUUAGUGAGAGCACAAGCCAGGGCUGCUGUGGGCCACUGCCAGCAGCUGAUCAUUGGGGUGGGGGCACAUCUGCUGAACCUAAGCCCCAAGCAGCAGAUGCUGCCUUUGAAAUUCCAGGCUCCCUGGCCCCUGCCACUCCUGUUUGGCUGCACCCAGUUGUGAGGAACGUGCCUUAUCUCAGUGCCACUGGGACCGGUCCUGGCCCCACUAGUAACACCUGAUAGCAGGGUCCGGCUUGGAGCAGGAUGCCUGGCUGGCUGCCAAGGGCCUAAGGGCUUCUUCUGCCUUCCAAGGGCUGUGUGUGUUAACAAGUGAGAAGCCCACCAUAGAAAUCACCCCUUGGGGAGGGGCAGUGCCCCCUGGAGAAGGCUGCCACAUCUACCCAUGCAUGGAGCACACACCAGCCCCCCAGGAGCAGGGCAGGAGAGGUCGAGGAUGGGGUCAGAAGACAGGGAGUGGAAUGGGGGCACAGCAUUAGCCUCUCACCCCAGGCAAGCCUGGUUCAGGUACAGAGCCAGGCAGCAUGAGGAAGGGGCUGGCUCCUGGCACUAGACUAGGACUGCCCCUUGGCACCCUCGGAGUGUCAAUCCCUCCUCCCCUGGCUGAUCAGAGCCCAUCUCCCCUUUGCCAGCCCCUCCAAUGCCCUCUGCUGCAUCCACCAACAGAACAAUGGCACCAGGCCCUGCUACUGCCCCCUCACAGAGCGCAGGGAGGGGACACUGAAAAACAGACAAAAUCUGGCUGGGCCUGGCUCAAGUGGCAGUGUCUGCAGGAUGAGCCUGAGGGGAGCUAGGCUCACUUUCAGCAGCACCAUGGCCCUUCACACACACUGACCAACUCAGCUUCACAGCCACUAUUGCGUUACCCCUUGUACACAUGGGGAAACUGAGGCAAAGAGAGGUGGGGAGGCUUGGCCAGUGCCCUGGGCCAGGCAGUCCUAGUGCAGACCACUAACUCCCUCUGUUUCUACUGAGGAAAGUAUUUCUCCCCCAAGGAAGGGGUAACAGCCACCACCCCAUUCCAACCUCAGUCACUGUUCCCCAAGAGCCGGCACAGCAAGCAAGCCACCGACCCAAAUAGCUUGGGAGUUUUAACGGGGAAGGUCAGAAAAGAGGCAGUGCCCCUAGUGCCUUGGCCCUGCUGGAGCUGUGGUUGGCAGGGGGCAAUUACUUGCUCUGCUCUGUAGUUCAGAGAUGGCAUUGGAGGCUGACAAUAGAGGGCAUCCCUCACCCCAACCUGCAGCAGUGGCUCCUUAGCCAAACUAACAGGACUCCUUGGCAUUUACUUCUCCUCUGGCGCACUAGCCCCAGUGCACAGGCCCUCCUCCCGCAGUGGGGCCGGCCAUUCCUCAAGGAGCCAGAAGGGGGUGCUCAUACUUUUCUUCUAGUCCCAAAAACUGAACUCCCCCCGACAACUAUUCCUCAGCCCCCCUCUACUGGGGAUGUUGCUGGCCAGUUUCCAUGUUACCACAGGGCCUAUCCAGCCGAACAGCUCAACUCCUCAGGGGCCACAGGGACGCCGUGAGCUGGUGGUUGAAGCCACAUGGCUCUAGGCAAGGAGAGCUUUCACUAGCUCACCAGCGGCUCUCAGCCAGGAGGCGCCCCACGUCAAGCUUUCUAGGCAGCACGGCCAGCCUUUCCCCUCUCUCAUGGGGUCAUGCCAGGCGUUGAAAUCUGGCCCAGCCAUCCCUGUAUGACAGGGGCAUCUGGGCCAAAUUUCAGUGCGUGUUGUGACGGGGCAUACGGGGUCUUCAAUGCUGAAACUGAGAAAUACUGCCCUGAACAUGGGGUGGAUAUUAAGGUACGCGCUUUUAAAAGGUUUUCUAGACUCUGCCCCGUUGGAAGAGCAGGACCAAAGGACUGAUUUAUUUCAAGUAGGAUCCCCUUUAUUGGAAUCAAUGUAUUAAUGACCCCUAGAUUACAUUGGACAGUCCCAUUUUGUAAGGGGGCGGCUUCACGCUGUUGGUUGUUUUUUUUAAGAUUCAGGGGACAUGACUCAAGAAAGGUUGAAAACCAGUCUUAGACUGAGCAUCAAUCCCUCUGCCCCAGGGAACCUGCCAGCUGCUACAGCGCUUUCUGAGUGUGUGUUCAAUCUGUCCCCAAUGCAUGGGCUUAGAGAGGCUAGCAAGGCCCAAAGGGGUCAGGGUUAUCGCUGGGAAAGGGGUUCGGACAUCAUGCAUGUACAGAGAGGGAGGUGAGAGGGUCUUGUGACUGCUGCAGCAUUGGCCCUUCUAGCUGGCAGCUCCCCCCAGUCCUUGCCCUGCCUGCCUGUGUUUAGACGGGAGCUGAUGGGCUUGGUUAACAAAGCAAGAGAGCAGCUCUGGGUGAAAAGCUGAGAGGGACCCACUAGCCAAACAGACUCACAGCACAGACUUGGAGAACCACAUACCUGCCGAGACCUGAGCGCUGGCUCCAGCACUAGCCUUGCAAGGACUGAUGACAACCCCAGCAGCUAGAGCAAGGAGUGUGACUACACUGCCAGCCAGGGGAGUCCUGCACAGGAAAUGCUGGGGCCAGGCAACUGCCUAGACUCAGCCCUGGUCUAUAGGAUAGCCGGGUCUUGCCAGGUGGGUCAUACUAGAAGGUCCAUAUCCAUCUCUGGAUCUGUGCCCAUGGUACAUGGUCCCAUAGGGGUCAGGGCCCAAGGCACGUGGCGAAGUAUUUUAGACCCCAUAUCUGCUCUUGCUGUUAUCAUAU
Messenger RNA from Dermochelys coriacea (leatherback sea turtle), 4379 nucleotides. It is a transcript of the gene IL17B, whose product is annotated as interleukin 17B. The record is from RefSeq and is a predicted model, not a curated record. Gene Ontology annotation, molecular function: cytokine activity. Gene Ontology annotation, cellular component: extracellular region. Bases 151 to 768 code for a protein of 205 amino acids. NCBI's taxonomy places the organism in Eukaryota, Metazoa, Chordata, Testudines, Dermochelyidae. Gene Ontology annotation, biological process: inflammatory response. The transcript has 3 exons.